This is a messenger RNA of Candida tropicalis MYA-3404, 1476 nucleotides long. RefSeq names its product dihydrolipoyl dehydrogenase (gene LPD1). Gene Ontology annotation, cellular component: oxoglutarate dehydrogenase complex; mitochondrion. The record is from RefSeq and is a predicted model, not a curated record. The coding region runs from base 1 to 1476 and encodes 491 amino acids. NCBI's taxonomy places the organism in Eukaryota, Fungi, Ascomycota, Pichiomycetes, Serinales, Debaryomycetaceae. The transcript has a single exon. Gene Ontology annotation, molecular function: flavin adenine dinucleotide binding; dihydrolipoyl dehydrogenase (NADH) activity.
AUGUUAAGAUCAUUCAAAUCAAUUCCAGCUGCUGGAAGAUUUUCCCAAUUUGUCAGAUACGCCUCCAACAAGAAAUAUGACGUUGUUGUCAUUGGUGGUGGUCCAGGUGGUUAUGUUGCUGCCAUCAAGGCUGCCCAAUUGGGUUUAAACACCGCUUGUAUUGAAAAAAGAGGUGCUUUGGGUGGUACCUGUUUGAAUGUUGGUUGUAUCCCAUCUAAAUCUUUAUUGAACAACACCCACUUGUUGCACCAAGUUCAACACGAAGCCAAAGAAAGAGGUAUUGCUAUUGAAGGUGAAGUCAAAGUUGAUUUCCCACAAUUGAUGGCCUCUAAAGAAAAAGCCGUUAAACAGUUGACCGGUGGUAUUGAAAUGUUGUUCAAAAAGAACAAGGUCGACUACUUGAAAGGUGCUGGUUCAUUUGUCAAUGAAAACACCAUUAAAGUUACCCCAAUCGACGGUGGUGAAGCACAAGAAGUUGAGGCCGAAAACAUUAUUGUUGCCACUGGUUCUGAACCAACUCCAUUCCCAGGUAUUGAAAUCGAUGAAGAAAGAAUCGUCACCUCCACUGGUAUCUUAUCCUUGAAGGAAGUUCCAGAAAGAUUAGCCAUCAUUGGUGGUGGUAUCAUUGGUUUGGAAAUGGCUUCUGUCUACUCCAGAUUGGGAUCUAAGGUUACUGUCAUUGAAUUCCAAAACGCCAUUGGUGCUGGUAUGGAUGCUGAAGUUGCCAAGCAAUCUCAAAAAUUAUUGGCCAAGCAAGGUUUGGACUUCAAAUUGGGUACUAAAGUCACCAAGGGUGAAAGAGAUGGUGAAAUUGUCAAGAUUGAAGUUGAAGAUGUCAAAUCCGGUAACAAAUCAGAACUUGAAGCCGAUGUUUUGUUAGUUGCCAUUGGUAGAAGACCAUACACUGAAGGUUUGAACUUUGAAGCCAUCGGUUUAGAAAACGAUAACAAGGGUAGAUUAGUCAUUGACGAUCAAUUCAAAACUAAACACAGUCAUAUUAGAGUCAUUGGUGAUGUCACAUUUGGUCCUAUGUUGGCCCACAAAGCUGAAGAAGAAGGUAUUGCUGCUGCUGAAUACAUCAAGAAAGGUCACGGUCACGUUAACUAUGCCAACAUUCCAUCUGUCAUGUACACUCACCCAGAAGUUGCCUGGGUUGGUUUGAACGAAGAACAAUUGAAAGAACAAGGAAUUAAAUACAAGGUUGGUAAAUUCCCAUUUAUUGCCAACUCUAGAGCCAAGACCAACUUGGAUACCGAUGGUUUCGUUAAAUUCAUUGCUGAUGCUGAAACUCAAAGAGUUUUGGGUGUCCACAUUAUCGGUCCAAAUGCCGGUGAAAUGAUUGCUGAAGCUGGUUUGGCUUUGGAAUACGGUGCUUCUACCGAAGAUAUUUCCAGAACUUGUCAUGCUCACCCAACCUUAUCUGAAGCAUUCAAAGAAGCUGCUUUGGCCACUUUUGACAAACCAAUCAACUUCUAA